Molecule: messenger RNA, 881 nt
Organism: Prorocentrum cordatum
Lineage: Eukaryota; Dinophyceae; Prorocentrales; Prorocentraceae
Source: the annotation of a GenBank genome assembly
CGGCAUCCAGCGCAAGAGCCGGGGGCGCGGCCGGCUCUCCCAGCUGGUCUUCCACCAGACGUCGGAGAGUUCGUCGCCCUCUACCCCUUGCGGCCCAAGAUCGGCACCGUGCACCUGAUCGUCGCCCCGAAGCGGCUCAUCAGGCGCCUGGAUGCGACGGCCGCAGAGGCGCCAGCGUUGGCGCGCCUGGCGGCCUACGCGGCGCACCUGGCGUGCCAGCUGGCGGGCCGCGCGGGCCUGCAGGGGCUGCGCUUCGCGGCGGGCCUGCGGCUGCGCCAGGGCGGCGCCGAGCAGCUGCACGCCCACGUCCUCAGCGCGGACCUGCGCGCGCCCGGGCCCGGGGACCUCGAGCGCCGCCACUUCGAGGACUUCACCGGCGGCCGCGCCCGCUUCCUGCCGCUGGGCCUCGCCGCGGCGCGCCUGGCCGCGGAGGGCGCGCUGCCGGGCGGGCCCCCGCCGGGCGGCCCACUGGCGGAGCUGGCGUGCCACCUCUGCGGGCAGCGCUUCGCGGGCGCGAUGCACGACUCGCGCGCCACCUGCACGCAUGCGAGGGCGAGGGCCGGGCCCUGCGCGCCGAGGAGGGCCGGCGACCGGGUGUGGCGGCGCUGGAGGAGAUGGGCUUCGGGAGCUGCGGGCGCCAGGCGCUCUCCGCGGCGCUGGCGGGCGCGGGCGGCAGCCUGGAGCGCGCGGUGGCCCUGCUGGUGUCGGAGGGGUGAGGGCUGGCGCUGAGGAGGGAGGAGGAGGAGGAGGAGGAGGAAGAGGAGGCUGCAGCAGGAGCAGCCACGGCGGCCGAGCGGGGGGUCCCGGGCUGCGCGUCCGCAGCCAGCCCCCGCGAGCGCGCCGAGAGCGCGCCGCCGCCGUCGGGGUCGAGAGGACAGAAA